UACCUGUGUUGCACAUGUAAAAAUUGUGGAAAAUAAUUAGUGAGGGUAGACAGUUUCCACAUAUAAAUUGUGACUGCGAAAAAUUAUUUUCAAAAUUGUAACGACAGCCAAGAUGUCAGCCCGUGCACUACUGUUCGCGCUCGUAGCGAUUAUCUUGCAGAUCCAGGGGAAUAGCGGUAGUGAUGCUACGGACGAGUUAAUCGACAUCGUCCAGAGAGUGCAGAAGCUGACGGAAGAUACAUACGACCUUGAGGAUCGUCCAUCUUCUAAAUAUGAACGUGACAUUGCCGAACUGAAGGCGAGGAUCGUGGCUUUCGGAAGUGACCGUAGCAACCUGGGGGACGAUGCUAAUCAAAAUUUGAAAAAUUUUAAAGCCAACCUCCUCGAUACGCUAGAUUUUCUCAACGCAGAUCUCCGUGACAUUGCGCGCACUUCAUCCCUUAUAAGUGAAGAUGACGAGAAAACACGGGAGACGGACCUCUCACGUUCCGACGGCAGUGAUGGCAGCCCGAUGAUUAAUACUAUAAAAAAUAUAAACGACGUGAAGGCCAUCAUCGCCAAAGGUAUAAGUAAUCUCCGCGCUAAUUGCCAGAUAAUUUGGUUCAUUCUUACCCUCGCAUAUGAAAAUCACGUUAAACAAACGUUCACGGAGCUCGAGUCUGUCAGGUCAUCCUUUGAGGGAGAAAUUUUGAAAAGCAACUGUUCACCGCAAGAGAAGAAUCGAUGUUAUAAUCUAAAGAAUAGCAUAAUGCGAACUGCGGAGGCCGCGCCCAAGAAUGUAAAGGAGUGCUACCACGUUGCUUUCGGGGAUUAUAACGUCUAUCGCAGAAGUAUUAUGGAUCAAUAUGCGACGAAACAAAACCACCUCGAAUUCGUACUUGAUGCGGCCGACAGAAAAUGUAAUGAGACUGAUUCCCUAGAUUUCUGUAUAGAACAGAUGUCAAGGGUUUUUAAUAAAGCGAGUCAAGAUUGGACAGCAGAAAUAGACAAGCAGGAGCGGCUUAAUAUGAACUGGUUGAUGGACCGAAUAGGUCCGAUCAGAUCAUGCGUGGAGGCAUCAUGGGGCCAAAUGAAUGCAACCCUUCACAGUUACCGACCUGCUGUGAUGACCUGUUUGAACUGCAGCGACUCUGUUGAACUGCAGGACUUGGAGAGACACCUCGCAGCUAUGUAAAAUUCAUUAAAGUGUGAGGUUAUUAUUAAUUGAGGACGGUCCUUGAGGAUUUUACACACUCAAUUUUUGUGAACUUAUGUUAUUCUCUUAUCUAAAACCGACUGCUCAUGGAGCAAUUUUCAAUUUUCAUGGUGUAAUUGGUGGACAAAUCACGGUUUUUUCCACUAUUUUAUUAUCUUGUAUUGGAUAAAAUGAUUAUGAAAUCAA
Diachasmimorpha longicaudata is the source of this 1381-nucleotide messenger RNA. RefSeq lists its product as uncharacterized. NCBI's taxonomy places the organism in Eukaryota, Metazoa, Arthropoda, Insecta, Hymenoptera, Braconidae. The transcript is spliced from 6 exons. The record is from RefSeq and is a predicted model, not a curated record. Bases 113 to 1174 code for a protein of 353 amino acids.